Molecule: messenger RNA, 3234 nt
Organism: Haemonchus placei
Lineage: Eukaryota; Metazoa; Nematoda; Chromadorea; Rhabditida; Trichostrongylidae
Source: the annotation of a GenBank genome assembly
AUGGCUGCACAAUACGGUGUUAGUCAGAAAAAGGAUGGGUCACUUCGCGUAUGCCUUGAUUUUCGCCCUUUGAACAAGAUCACCAUACCAGACCGCUACCCCCUCCCGCGAAUCGAAGAUCUCUUGGAGCGCGUAGCAGGAAAACGUUUCUACACCUCUUUCGACCUCGCGUCAGGAUACAUGCAGUUGCUGCUCUCCCCGGAAAGCCAAGCAAAGUGCGGCUGGGCCACUCACCGAGGGGUUAACCAAUUUGUAUACCUCCCUUUUAGCUCACGCAACGCCGGCGCAUACUUUUGCAGGGCUAUGUCACGAACCCUGGCCGGCCUAGACGAUAAUUGUCUGGCAUACCUAGACGACAUAAUCGUGUUCGAUAAUGAUUUUGACACACAUCUUUGUUCUUUGCGCAAGGUGUUGGACCGCUUCCGCACGUUUAAUAUUAAAGUAUCCGGGAAGAAAUUAACAAGCAUUGCCCAGUCUAAAAUAACCUUCCUCGGACACGAGAUCUCAGGAUCAUUAUAUAGUCCAGCUGAACGUAACCUCUCCGCUAUUCGAAACUUACCGGCACCCACAUCGGUGCAGUCAAAAGCUUCCUGGGUAUGGUCAACUUCUUUCGUAAAUUCGCGAAGGACUUUGCUUGCAGCACCAUUUUACGCGCUCUGCAAAGAUAAAACCUCAUUCAAGUGGGACACACCUCAAGCUACUGCAUUCGCUCGGUUAAAAGAAGUUUUGACCAGCCGCCCGUGCUCAGCAUUUCCCCAGGACAAGAAAUUUAUCCUCCAUACGGAUGGCAGUAAGGUAGCGGUGGGAGCGGCCCUCCUCCAGCAACAGGACCCCGAUUUGCUACCGAAGGUGAUCGGAUACUUUAGCAAGACCUUGUCCCCUUCUCAACAAAAAUGGAGCCCAACCUACAUCGAGCUCUUUGCCAUGAUUAGCGCCCUUCGUUUCUUCCGCGCAACCAUAUACGGAAAUCAUACGCGCGUACUCUGUGACCAUCAACCUCUACCGUUCCUUCUCCGCCACAGAAAGCCGCAGGACCACAUGGCUCGCUGGGUGGUAAAGCUACAAAGUUUCGACAUCACUAUUGAGUACCAGAAGGGAUCGUCAAACGUACUUGCGGACCACCUCAGUCGCAAUUCUGACCCGACUAAUCACUUCACGGACGGCACAUCUGAAAGCGAAGACAUUGUAGAAUUCCCUCGAUGUCUCCUACAGCGCAUAGAGCAGCCUCACGCCCCCCGAUCAGCAACGGAACCACCGUUGACUCCACCACUCUUCGUUCGUCCGUACGAUGCCCUGCUCGCCCAAAAAGAAGACCCCCUAUGCAGCGCCAUAAUGCAUUUUCUAGAGACGGGAUCCUUUCCUGAUCGCACACCACCGGAAAUACAGGAUACCGCUCGGGAUCUAGCGGACAGAUGCCUUCUUAAGAACAACGGGUGCCUCUAUUUUGUCGACCCACUUCGUUCUCCCUCUUCUGCUGCAAUCUUCGUCCCAACUAAAUUACGCGAGCCCAUUUGCGUGGCCCUCUACGACAGUCCUACAGCAGGAGGCCAUUUCGGAUGGAAGAAAACAUUGGCCAAAAUAACACGCCGUUUUUUCUGGCCCACCCUUAAGGAAGACGUUUAUAGGUUUGUCUGUUCAUGCAAGGCAUGUCAACGCAAACGACCCCAUCCUACGGCUCGCGAGAUCCUCAUCCCUAUCCACGCAGGCGCAAUUUUCGACAAGGUCUACUUGGACCUCAGCGGCCCAUACCAUCCAACCCCCAGGCACAACAAAUACAUCAUCUGCCUUAUCGAUCACUUUUCGAGAUUCGUCAUUGCCGCACCCCUACCGGACUGCACAGCAGUAACGGUCGCGCACGCUAUUAUGAACCACUGCAUUUUGGUUUUCGGCGCUAUGACCACCUUGAUAACCGACAACGCCUCCUAUUUCAAGGGUGACCUCCUCACAGAACUCGGCCGGCUCUUGCUCAUAGGACGAUACUUCACCACCCCAUACCACCACGAGGGGAACGGAGUCUGCGAACGAGUCUUUGCCACAUUCCAAGAAAUGCUACGAACUUACAUCCGGGCAAACCAAUCCGACAAGGACCUCUUUUACCAGCGUGCGUACUCGCCUACAAUACUUCUAUCCAUGGCAGCACCGGCGAGUCUCCCUUCUUCCUAGUGUUUGGCCGGGAUCCGUCCUUAACAUCGAUCUACUAAUCAGGUACAAAACCGAGAGACAUGUCCCAUCGGACAUGGAUCCCUCCCUGUACAAAAGCUCCCUGGUGGAAGCCCUACACUCAGCAUGGGCUCUAGCCGCCGAAUUUAACCGCAAGCGCAGCGCAGAUAUGAAACGCCAAUAUGACAAGCACCACUUGCCCCCUCUUGAUAUGAAGGUAGGAGACCGCGUCUACUUACGCGAUCUAGCUCCCAAACCGGGUUUAUCGCCUAAGCUGUGUUGCCCUUGGACCGAACAAUUCCGGGUGAUCGCUGUCAAUCACCCCCAUAUCACCAUUGAGAGUAUCACAUCUCCACAAUCCAAGCCCAAGAAGAACCAGAAGUCAAUGCGCUAUCCUCAGUGAAAGCGCAGCUGACAUCUAUCCCCGGAUAUUCUCACAUCGCACCACAUCGAACCCAAUUUGAUACUGUAUUACAAAAACCAGUAAUCACGCGUCCGCAGAAUACACGUUUCAGGUGCCGUCUCUCUUCAUGCUGAACCAAUGGAUCAUCUCGAGGACCGCCAACCAUUUUUUUUACCUCUACGCUCUUUUAUAUCCCCCUCCUCUCAUUUUUCUCUCAUUCUUCUACACCGUCCCAUCUAUCUAUUAUGACCUUUUCCUCGUUUAUUGGGCAUGGCCCUCGCUUGAAUACUCGCGCCGCCGGAUACCGUUAACACGAAUACUACCGCCUUCGUUAUAGAAGGUGAGUUACUCUUCGAUUUCACGCUGGCUCCAGACUACGAAUUCUCUAUCACACUUCCAGAGGCACGACGUCCGAUACGAAAGCAGACACCGCAACCUCCGCGAAGGCUCGCCCAAGUUCGUCCGCCGAACCCUCACGGCCGUCAGGUUUGUCUUUCGACGACUAUUCACUAACAGAUACCACCCCUAGCCUAACGUCUCUUCCAGUGCCGUCGACAAGUCUUCAACACCUAUCUUUGACCACGAGCAGCCGCAAGUCCCAAACCGAUGAAACAUCCGCCACGCCAUCGACUUCUGUCCAGAGCUGCCGCCGUGCAGACGCUUUCACAGCA